Meloidogyne enterolobii is the source of this 1088-nucleotide messenger RNA. Lineage: Eukaryota; Metazoa; Nematoda; Chromadorea; Rhabditida; Meloidogynidae. The record is from the annotation of a GenBank genome assembly.
UGACCAUUUGGUCCAUAUUUUCUUACAUGUCUCUCACAUUUAUCCUUGUAAUUAAGGUCCACGCCAGUUGAUUUUGAACAAUAGUUAACAUGCCUCUUUAAAUAUCUCGAUCUCUAGUUCUAACCUUUCGACUAACUUUUAUUUUAUCAUUUUAGUCAAAGUUUUUAUUUGGAAUAUUCGAUAGAUGGCCGGAACUUUAGAUGAGACGUCUCGAAGUUUUGAACGUAUUGAAAAGGAGAUUGCUCUUGAAGCUUUAAAUUCUACAGCAACCCCAGUAGUUCCAGAUUCUUCAGCGACCCCACAUUCAUCGCUUUUUGCGCCUCUGAUUAUACCAAAUUUCAAACAAGCGGAUCCAAAUCCUCCUUUGUUUCACAGCACUCCUCAACAACAAUUUGGGAAAAUGCAAAGGCCUGGACUCUAUAACAAUCUACGAACUCCUGGAGGUCGUGCUUUCUCUCCAAUUACAGAAGAGGGUCGAGAUGAUUUGGACAGACUUGUCUCGGAUGUGAUUAAACUGCGUGGUGAUGCAGGCGACAAAAUUGUUCAAAAUUUGGCUGCUCAAUUAAGAAAUAUGAUUGCUAAAUGGGACGUGGCUCAAGCGAGGCAUAGACAAGUGGCCAAAAUUUAUUUUGGACGGCAACAGGAUGAUUUGAAUGCACAGUGGGAAAAACUUAAUUCAGAGAGGGCAAAAUUUCAACAAGAAAAAAGCGAUGAAUGGGCAAAGAUUGCAUCUGUUCGUAGUGGUCUUCAACGAAAUAAAGAUAUUGCAAAUGCUAAAAAAGAUUCCGAUACAAUAAAACAUUUGGAAUUACAGGUUUAUUAAUAAAAAUUAUUAACAAUAAGUACAACGUUUGAUUUAUAGAGUUUAAGAUUAAUUAUUUUAAAAAUUCAUUCGAAUUCCAAUUCUGGUAUUUUUGAGAUUCCACAAAAAUUCUGACAUUUUAUAAAAUUAAGCAACUUUUUAGAGUGAGUCUAAGGCAUUUUUGGAUUAUCAUAUUGGUAGAUUCGCAUUUCGUUUUAUUUUUAGGGAUUUCUUUAGAGAAGUACAUUGUUAGAGGCGUUCACCUUACGUACAUUUUUCAGAUUUU